AUGCUGUCCGUCCAGAACCCCGCCACGCCUCCCCACCUCAAGGCCGAGUCGGCGCUCAACGCCUCGGCCUCGGCUUCGGCCUCGACCUCUACCUCGACUCCCGUCGAGCUCGAGCAGUGGCACCAGGACCUGCUGCGCGAUGGAUACGCCGUCGUCAAGGGCGCCAUCCCCAAGGAGCGGGCGCUCGAGUACGCGUCGCGCAUGCACGGCUGGCUCGAGGGCUUCAACCUGGGCUACGACCGCAACGACGCUUCGACGAUCCACAAGGACAAGCUGCCGCUCAUCUCGGAAAAGGGCAUGUGCAUGCACUACGGCGUCGCCCACGAGGACUGGGUGUGGAAGAUUCGCUCCGAGCCGGGCGUCGUCGGUGCGUUUGAGACGUUCCUCGACGACAAGGACCUCAUUGUCAGCUUUGACGCCGUCAACUUUGGAUUCCCGAACCGCAAGGACCUGCCGCCCAACAAGCCGUGGCCCCACCAGGACCAGGACCCGACUAAGCAAGGGUUCCGCUGCCUCCAGGGCCUGGUCAACCUGCUGCCCAACGGUCCCAAGGACGGCGGCCUGAUCGUGUGCAAGGGUUCGCACAACCUUUCCACGCAGUUCCACGACGAGAUGGCGUGGGAGGAAAAGAUUCCGGCGUGGACCAACGAGUGGUACGGCUUCACGGAAAAGGGCAUGGCGUGGCUCGAGGAGCACGGGUGCGAGUGGAUCAAGGUGUGCGCCGAGCCGGGCGACCUGCUGCUGUGGGACAGCCGCACGGCGCACUACAACCUGAGCAGCGAGACCGACCAGCCGCGCUUCUGCGUCUACACGUGCUACAUGCCCGUCAAGGAUGCCAGCCAGGCCGACCUGAUGCGCAAGCGCGACGCAUUCGAGCGCCGGGUGGGGACGACGCACUGGCCCAACGCGCGCCACACGGGCUCCAACGUGGCCAAGCGCGAUGGGCAAGAUGACCCGCACAACCGCGACCGCCCCGUCGAGGAGCCGCAGCUGGAUGAGCGCGCAUUCAAGCUGACGGGCAUCCCCUACAUCAAGGCCGACGAGGAGCAGCAGCAGCAGCAGCAGCAGCAGCAGCAGCAGCAGCAGUAG
This is a messenger RNA of Pseudozyma flocculosa PF-1, 1089 nucleotides long. RefSeq lists its product as uncharacterized. The transcript has a single exon. NCBI's taxonomy places the organism in Eukaryota, Fungi, Basidiomycota, Ustilaginomycetes, Ustilaginales, Ustilaginaceae. The record is from RefSeq and is a predicted model, not a curated record. The coding region runs from base 1 to 1089 and encodes 362 amino acids.